Molecule: messenger RNA, 7301 nt
Organism: Sander lucioperca (pikeperch)
Lineage: Eukaryota; Metazoa; Chordata; Actinopteri; Perciformes; Percidae
Gene: greb1
Product: growth regulating estrogen receptor binding 1
Exons: 34
Coding region: 221-6253 (2010 amino acids)
Biological process (GO): multicellular organism development
Source: RefSeq, a predicted model, not a curated record
CAGUGGUAAAGCAGAGUUACCCGACUCUUGGACCAUACCAUUUUUGUGCAGGAAGAGGGGGAGGGACCCUCUCUCGCUAAGAUCAGAGGUGAUGACACGCACUACACCCAGUCCAGUCUCGCGCCGGUCGGAGUCAUGGUGACAGAACGUUGGAUCAACUUUCUGUCUUUUCAUGAAGAAUAGUUUCUGUGCUUCUCCAGCUGGAUUGUAAAGGACACCAAUGGGGAACUCCUAUGCAGGCCAGCUGCGGACCACGCGCUUUGAGGAGGUCCUCCAUAACUCCAUUGAGGCGUCGCUGAGGUCGAACACAGUAGUGCCUCGACCUGUCUUCUCACAGCUAUACCUCGAGUCAGAGCAGCCAUUGGCACAUGAUGGUCGUACAGAGAAUGAUGAUGAAGACGAUGAAGAUGGCUCAGAGUCUAACAGCCCCCCAAUACCCUAUCAGAUGAAGCCCCCACCUGAGGGAUGCUGCACCACGGAUGGCUUCUGUCAGGCAGGCAGGGACCUGCGUCUGUCCUCGCUGGCAUCAGAUCCCUUGGAUGUGCCCCCUGGGUUCAUGUUGGUUGGGGUGAAGUCCCCCUCCCUCCCUGAGUCCCUGCUGGUGUGUGCCAUGGACCGCUGCUUUCUGCCAGAUGAACGGGGUCACAACGCACUGCUGGGCUUCUCAGGGAACUGUAUAGGCUGUGGAGAGAAAGGCUUUCGCUAUUUCACAGAGUUCUCCAACCACAUUAAUCUGAAGCUCAGCACCCAGCCCAAGAAACAGAAGCACUUGAAGUACCAUCUGCACCGAAACAACCAGGGCGUGCUGGUCAAAGGAGCUCCCAUCUGCUGGCGGGGACACGAUGGCAGGAUGAGACAGAUGGGGUCCAGCCUCUCAGAAGGCCAUGCAAUAUCAGCUGAACAACCACCAAACAUGGCACUGAAACACUCAUCACACACACCUGGCAGCUACACAGCAGAAUCAAAUGUGGACCCGAGUGGUCUGCCACAAAUAAUUGAUGCCCCCCACUCGCUGACAAAUGGCAACCAUGCUGUUCCCUCCAUCGCCCAUCCACCUUUACAUCAGUCAAGGCUUGGGAGACCCUCAGCUACAGGGUCCCAUGCAAAUGCUGGACCUCCAAAAAAGAGGCACAAGGGCUGGUCGCCUGAGUCAUCUGCCAACAGUCUGACAGAGAGCACUUUGAAGACACCACCAUCUUCAUCAGCCUUAUCAACAUUAUCGGUGUCCGCUGUCAUCACAAAUGGAGUCAGAACAGAGACAGCAGCCCCGCUGAGUUCAUCACAGGGGUCCUUAACCCCACUUUCUCCGGCAGUGCUGUCUGUAACAAUCCCUGAUGAGCUGCUACACACCUGCAGACUGCAACCUGUCAUCUUUAAAGGUCAUGGCCCACUCCCUCAGCUGACUGGAAAUGUCAAUGAAGUGCUCGUCAGUUCUCUGCUUCAGAGUUGUUAUUUGAGCUCCCAGACACUCCCCAGAGUCUACCAGCACUAUGGACCAUCACCAAUUCAGCCAUUGUCAACUGAGAUGCAGAUUCUACUCACAGUCUACUAUCUUGUUCAGCUAGGCCCUGACCAGGUGCCCCUAAUAGAGGACUUGGAACAGAUAUUCAUGAGGUCGUGGAGGGAGUCUCACCUCAGUGAGAUCAGACAGUACCAGCAGCCUCAAACACCAGCCACCCAAGGGAGGCACUAUGGCAUAGAGGCCCCAUCCACCCUGCCUGGGCUCCCCCAGCAUUUCUCCUUACCUCCCCAGAGCCAACAACCCCUGACCCCCAGCCAGCUUCCUUGGCUCGCUCAGCUGGCUGCGUCAUCCUGUGGAGAGGGCGUGGUGGUGUUAGAGGAGAAGAUUGGAUCUUUGGCUCAAGGCCUCCAGCAAACGUUCAGCAGGUUAAUGGAAGGACGGCUUGAAAACACCAACUACGUGGUCAUUAUUUUCACUGCACCGGGACAGGAAACACAGUCCUGUGUGGUCGUCACAGGUAAACACCAGUGUCGUGCCUUGGCAGAGAGUAUGUACUCCCCCAAUGAGGGUCUGAAAGAAAUCAACCACCAGCUCUCCACUGGUGUUGCCCAGGAACUCAUCCACUACUGCAAUUCCCUCGGACAAGAUGGGGAUUUGGAUUCCCUGUUGGAUAGUGCCACUGUGGACAGCAACGAGCCAUCUCCCUUAUCCAGUAGUCAGGAAUCCGCUGAAGAGAGGAGUCUUAAAACCACAUACAGUCCCAAAGACACAAACAGUCCAAAGGAUCCACACACACAGUGUUCAAAAGACUCGCCCAGCCCUAAAGAGAGAGCUUCAAGUCCCAAAGACACCUGUUCAGAAUACUCCAUAGAGUGGCGUAAGGUUCGUCCCAUUCAGCUGGCAGUGGCCAGGAAGCUACUGUCCCAUGUUUGUGCCAUAGCAGACUCCAGCACACAGAACCUGGAUCUUGGCUCCUUUGACAGGGUCAGCUUCCUCAUUCUGGUCCCGCCGUCCGAGGUAACAUUUCAGCAGACCGUUCUCCACCUCUGGAGCUCUGGUGUCCUUCAGGAGCUUGGGAGUUUAGACCAGGAGUGUUUGUCUCAACGGGAGGCUGAGCGUUAUGUGGUCAAGAUGGAUCAGAACGCUCAGGCACGAAUUGAUAGCCUCAUCCAGGAAGCACAAAGCAACUCCUCCACACUCUACAUCCUGGUCCAUGACCACGCCCACUGGGACAUUAACAGUGCAUCCCACAGUAGCUCAAACAGUGAUUCGGCUCUGGUGGACCAGCUGUUAAACUCCCGUGAGGUCAGAGAUGCUCCAAACAUCCUAAUUCUCCACGUCACCUCCUUCCCCUUCGCUCUGCAGACACAGUAUACCCGCAUCAGCCCCUACAAUGAGAUCCACUGGCCCUCUGCAUUCAGUAAUGAUGUGGACCUGUAUCAUGAGAAGACGCGCUACUUUGGUGUGUCAGAGCUUUUAGAGUCGACCCGUUCAGGGAGCAACCUGCCUCUGCUGCGUUAUGAUUCCUCCUUUGAAAGUAUGGCAUCUGCCCUGGAAGAAAGAUUCCCUAAACUGCACAGUGCUGUGAUCCGGACUACGGUUUUGAUCCAACACUACUGCGUAGCUCUGAUGGCUGCAUCCAGCAAAAUCAGCAGCUCCCACAAUCUCCACAAACACACCUCUGUGGAGACCCUAGAGAUUGUUCAAUCACUGCUCACUGCUGCCCAGCAAUGUCCCGCCCACCAUGGCCACAUGGUCCUGCUGCGGAUCCCAUCUUUGGCUCUGGCAGCAUGGGCCCAUCGACGGCUGUCCAGAGUUAGGAGGCAGCUGGGUCUGGAUGAGAGUUUUGAAAUCAUAGUGGGGAAUCCAAACCAAGCUCUUAGUAUUGGACAGAGCUUCACUGAUCAGAUCAAGACAUGGCUGAAGAUCCAGGAUGCUGACUGGGUUCCUCAGACCUACCUGGAACUGGAGUCGCUUCCCUGCAUCCUGAUCCUGUCAGGAGCUGAGCCGCUGGGAGAAUCACUGCCCAGGUCAUUGAAGUAUUGUGAUCUUAGAGUGAUAAGCUGCUCCUACCUUCAGCGAACCACACUCGAACAAGAGCUAGGACUAGCUGCUUAUCUAGUGAGAGCAGAGUCACGACCCCCACACAACCCCGGACCAGGAAGUGACCUGCUGGAGAGUGACGCAGAGAAACUUAGCAGUACUGACAAUGAGGAGGAGGAGGGACAGGAGAACGGGUACUCCCCUAAGACAUGCAGCCAGCAGCUCCAGUCAUGCCCAGACAGAGGAGCUUUAGAUCCCUUCCCUGCCCAAAGCACCACCUCUCCAAAUGUCCAAAAAGGGACCAUGGACACCGUACAACCUCCCUCACAAUCACAGACUCAACUUCAACCCCAGCCCCCAUCUCAGUCUUUUCCGUAUCCUCAACCUACAUCACACCAACCUCAAGUGCUGAGUUAUUCCCAAGCCCAAUCAAUCUCCCAGCCACAGCCACAACUCCAAAUUCAGAGUCAAAACCAUCCAUUAUCUCAAACAAAUUCCCAACCUUACACUCAAACGCUUCCCCAGCACCAGUCCCUCUCCCAGGUGCAAAUACCCCACCCUAAACCUCAACCGCUUCCCAACACCCAGUCUCGUCGCCAACACUCUAAAUCCACCUCCUCUGGCUCAUUGUCCCCGCGAGCCUCCUCCCCUCAUCUGAGCUGCUCCUGGGCGCGGGGAGUGAGUCGCCCGCCUUCUGUGCUCCUCUCUCGUGCCCUCUACGAUAUUAUCACAGCCAGUGACAGCAGCGGUCUCCCACGAUGUACUUCAUUCUUGCCACACAUGUCAGUCGCAUGGGCAAGCAGCUUCAGGCCCUUGCUGAGUAAGAUGAUGACGUGUACAGAGCAGUCACUGUACUACCGCCAGUGGACAGUCCCCCGCUCCUACCACAUGGACAGCAAAAAUCGCACUGAAGGACGAAGUGACAACUUUCACACUCGCAGGCUGCUGCUCAGUGGACCCCCACAGGUGGGUAAGACAGGAGCGUACCUGCACUUCCUGGGUAUUCUGUCUCGGAUGCUGAUCAGGCUGAUGGAGGUGGAUAUCUACGAUGAAGAAGACAUCAACUACAGUGCACAGGCAGAGGGGGUUCUGUACCACCCACCCAAUGCUUCCUGGCCCAACCCAGACAUUGUGAGGACGAUGCCCUUUGACUAUACCAUCCAUGACCCCAAAUAUGAUGACAUCAGCUCUGUCUAUAAUGCUGGAUACAAACCCAGUGCUGAGGGAAACCAUGUGCGCCAGGAGGAUGUGUACCUACGUAGGCGGACAUCUCGGAUCAAGCUGUCCAAAUAUGCGGCGUACAACACAUACCACCACUGUGAACAGUGUCAUCAGUACUUGGGCUUCAACCCCAGAUACCAGAUGUAUGAGUCAACACUGCAUGCCUUCACAUUCACCCAUCUACUGCUUGGGGAAGAGAUUCAGCUUUACUUCAUCAUCCCAAAGUCUAAAGAGCACUACUUCAGCUUCAGCCAAUCAGGAGGCCAGCUGGAGAGCAUGCGGCUGCCUCUUACCUCUGAUUGGAGCCCAGACUGCAUCAAGAGUCCAAUCUUCACCCCAACCACCGGUCGACAUGAGCAUGGUUUGUUUAACCUGUACCAUGCUAUGGAUGGAGCCUCACAUCUGCAUAUCCUGGUGGUCAAAGAGUACGAGAUGGCUGUGUAUAAGAAGUACUGGCCCAACCACAUUAUGCUGGUACUGCCCACUGUCUUUAACGGCGCCGGAAUAGGUGCUGCUCACUUCCUGAUUAAAGAGCUUUCGUAUCACAACUUGGAGCUGGAGCGCAGUCGACGUUUGGAGGGAGGGGGGCCAGCAGGUGACGUCUGGCCUUUCAUCAUCCUGGCUGAUGACUCCUGUGUUAUGUGGAACGCAGUGGACCUCGACGCACGCAAUGGUCCAGUGGAACACGCUGUGUCACUAAAGCACAUCUUACAACACAUGGAGGCCUGCCCAGACCUGGCCCACUACGGACUAUGCGGGAUCAGGAAGUGGAGCAGCCGUGGACUCACAGGUAAUAAACAAAGGGAGCCCUUCUCCAGAGGCCACCUUCAUGACUUCCUUCUCCUCAAUGUCGAUCGGAGCCAGAAUGUCCAGUACGACCAGAACCGCUUCACUUGUCACGAUGUGGACUUCACCCUGAGGCUCCACAGCGCUGGACUGCUCAUCUGCCGGUUCAACAGCUUCAGCGUCAUGAAGAAGCAAAUCGCCAUAGGAGGAUACAGAACGUUUAUUAUCAAGACCAAGACGACGGAUGUUCCCACCUCAGUGGGGCCCUCGCAGUACAUCUGUGCCCCAGACAGCAAGCACCUUUUUCUGGCUACACCAGCUCAGCUCCUCCUGGAAAAAUACCUUCAACACACCAGCCAGAAGCUGUUUCCACUCAGCACCAAGAACUACACACACCCUGUACUGUCUGUGGACUGUUAUCUCAACCUGGGACCUGAGGUGACGGUGUGUUUUGUGAGUUCUAGACCUCACUCUGUCAACAUCAGCACCACAGGGCUGCUGUUCAGUGGCCUUCUCCUCUGUUUUGCUGACUCCUUUGUGACUCCUGUGUUCCUCAAGAAGUUCACCUUCCUCAAAGGUGCGACGCUGUGUGUCAUCAGCGCAGACCGUAGCUCUUUGAGGCAGACGGUGGGCAGGCUGGAGCUGGAGGAGGAGUGGAGGUUCAGGCUCAGUGAUGAAUUCCAGACUGCCAACGCCAAGGAGGACCGACCGCUCUUCUUCCUGACUGGAAAACAUAUAUGACUGAAACACAUGUAAACAGUGGAGUCCCAGUCGGGAUUGAAAUCACUUGAAUUGCCAACGAGAGGAAAUGUACUUGAGUGCUUUUUCAUAGCAUGACAGUGUGCACAGAACAUAGGUUCUGAAUGGACAAUAACGUGUUAUUGGCGAAGAAAAAAGGAAAUCAUUUUUCAAAAUACAUCUUUUAUGUGGCCUUUAUUGAGUCAUGGUUAUCCUGUGAGUUAGCAAAAGAUUGUUCAGAAAACAUUAAGGAUUUUUCAGGAAGAUUUUUCUGGUAAUGAAAUGGUGUUGUUUACAUUUAGUGUGGUUCAUGCACCACUCAAUAAAUCACUUUUACAUAAUCUUAGAAUAGUAAUCUUUUUCAUCCACUAGAAUUUGUUUCCCUAUAAUAAAAAAUACACAAAACAUGGUGACAAAAAGGUUAACAGAUUCAUCUUGUAAAAAGAAACUCACUAGACUCAGUAAUUGCAGUUACUGCUUUUGUAUUUCUUCAUAUAUGUUUAUCUGUGUUCAGGUUUGUAUUGCAAUAUCACAGUGUUCUGCACAUUUCCUUGCAGGUCCACACAAUACGAGAAGCUUUGAAAAAGGGUAGACACAAGCAUAUGUGUGUGCAAUGGUAGCCGAUUUUUGGCAACAAACUUUUAGUUGGCCGAUUUUUGUAGCGGUUUGUUUUGCAUGUCUGUUUUUAUAUAUGGACUAUUUUGCAUAUAUUUGGUCAGAUUUGCAUAAUGUAAAGAAGUACUUAUUCAGUGUGUACAAGAAAUAGUAUUGUGUUUGGAUGUAGAAUAUUUGUUAUGCUUAAUGCUUCAUAGACUGAAUGAGGAUUGUAUUUGUUACUGUAGAAGAAACAAAUCCACUGUGUGUUGGAAGCAUUAACAAUGUACAGUUUUGUAUGCCUUUAAUUGUAUAAAUGUACAGACAUUUUAAAUAUCUUUCCUGUGUGUGUUUGUAUGUCCCUAGUAUAUUUCAAACAGAAUUGAACAGACCUUAACUGAAUUUAUCUGAACUUCACAAUAUGCAGAUAAAGAUGUACUUUCUCCUUUUACAACUA